Messenger RNA from Pieris macdunnoughi, 258 nucleotides. NCBI's taxonomy places the organism in Eukaryota, Metazoa, Arthropoda, Insecta, Lepidoptera, Pieridae. The record is from the annotation of a GenBank genome assembly.
AUGUCGAAGCUCUCGUUUAGGGCGAGGGCCCUGGAUGCGUCGAAACCAAUGCCGAUAUAUCUCGCCGAGGAGCUUCCGGAUUUACCGGACUACUCGGCGAUUAACCGUGCAGUACCUCAAAUGCCUUCUGGUAUGGAAAAAGAGGAAGAAAGUGUGAGUAUUACACGCAUUAAGGCUGUUCAGGCAUACUCUACUAUGUCCGCCAUCAUGUUUCGGUUUCGUGACUUCACCACUAGAGGCGUAUUUAACAUCAAUUAG